This is a messenger RNA of Nothobranchius furzeri (turquoise killifish), 1830 nucleotides long. RefSeq names its product thiamin pyrophosphokinase 1 (gene tpk1). NCBI's taxonomy places the organism in Eukaryota, Metazoa, Chordata, Actinopteri, Cyprinodontiformes, Nothobranchiidae. The record is from RefSeq and is a predicted model, not a curated record. Gene Ontology annotation, molecular function: thiamine diphosphokinase activity; thiamine binding; ATP binding. Gene Ontology annotation, biological process: thiamine metabolic process; thiamine diphosphate biosynthetic process.
AAACGUUUGGCCUGUAGGGGUCGCUGUGACAAAUCCAAGCCGCUCUUCAGCGUCUCUGUCAGCUCUUGGUGAACUCGUUGACUGUUUACAACAUUGGAGGCGGAUGCCGCUUGAAUCUUUGUUUGAAGACUGGCUAUGGAUAAAGAGUGGACACCUUUAGACUGCCUGCUGCCAUCAGGCACGCAAAGGAUUUGUCUGAUCAUUCUGAACCAGCCUGUUGAUAAGGACCACCUACACAUCCUCUGGAGGAAAGCUCUCCUGAGGGCAUGUGCUGAUGGAGCUGCCAAUCACCUUUACAACAUCACAGCUGGAGACCGUGACAACUUUCUUCCUGACUACAUCAGUGGGGAUUUUGAUUCCAUUACUGCUGAGGUCAAAGCAUUCUAUACAGACAAGGGUUGCAAGCUGAGAGAAACAUCCGACCAGGAUCUAACCGACUACACCAAAUGCCUUGCAAUCAUGGUGGAAGAGAUAAACAAGCAAGGGUUAAAGGUGGAUACCAUUGUAACACUUGGAGGUCUUGGAGGCAGAUUUGACCAGAUCAUGGCAUCUGUUGAGACCCUCUUCCACGCUCUGUCCAUGACACAACUUCCUUUGAUGAUAAUACAGGGCGAGAGCUUGGCAUAUCUGCUCAGACCUCAGGGCUGCCACAGACUCGGGGUGAACACAGGUCUAGAGGGUGACUGGUGCAGCCUGAUUCCAGUAGGUGGACCCUGCCAAGUGGUCACCACGGGACUCAAAUGGAACCUGAGUAACCAGGUCCUGGAGUUUGGGAAGCUGGUGAGCACCUCCAACACCUAUGAGCCCGCUGAACGAGGAGAUCCACGGAAGGCUGUAACUGUGUCCACAGACAAACCUCUGCUCUGGAGCAUGAGCAUUCAUAAAAAUGGGGAGUAAAGAAAACAUCUCAGAGAAAUCAGGUUAAUCAGAAUGUAUGAUUUUGAAUCAAGCACCAUCUUACAUUGGUGAUCUUCUUAGUCCCUACACCCCCAGCAGGUCCCUGAGGUCCAGUGAUCAAAGCCCACUGGUUGUGCAGCACCAGGCGUAAGACCAAAGAUCAUCUGCUGCUGUGGCCCCCCCAGCCUCUGGAACUCUCUCCCCCUGAGCCUGAGAUCAGUGGACCACCUAUUCCACCUUCCUCAGGAUCCACUGAUUUCCCUCUUUGCUCAUUUUGAAUAUAUUUUUACAUUUUUUUGUUUUUGUGAAGUGCCUCGUGAUUUUUAUCUUGAGGCGCUAUAGAAAAGAUCUUUUCUUCCUCAUUUACAUCAGAGGUGGGGAACCCUGGUCCAAGGGCCGCUAUCCGGCAUAUUUUAGUUUCAACCCUGCAUCAAACGAUUAACGGGCUUCUGCAGAGCUUGAUGAGUUGCUGAACAGGUGAAUCAACCACUGAAUCAGGAGUGUUGGAGCAAAGGCGUGCAGGAUACCGGCCCGCGAGAACCAGGGUUCCCCUCUGCUGAUUUACAUCAUAAAUGAUGGAAAGAAGGUGUAAACAUGAAUUUCCCUUCAUCGCUCCUUUAUACAUUCUGCAGAUUACUACUUCCAGAACCAGAGACCUGCUUAGUAGAAAUGUUUAAAUUAAGCUAUUUUUGAUUCAACUUUUCAUGUCAAACAUUUUUUAUCACCAAUAUAAUAAAAUUUUUAAGAAAGAAAAACAGUUUCUGGCUUUCACUCAUUUUAUUUACAGAGAAAUAUAAAUGUUGAGAACAGAAUGUAAAAAAUGCUGUUCUUUGUUUCUUUUUUUCAUCACAUCGGUACGAUAACACUAUGAAGCCACCAUGUCUCCAGAGAUCCAUAUUUUUCCCAUUUUGCUUGAUCCGGAUUUAACCACCA